Messenger RNA from Gasterosteus aculeatus aculeatus (three-spined stickleback), 2457 nucleotides. It is a transcript of the gene rbfox1l, whose product is annotated as RNA binding fox-1 homolog 1, like. Lineage: Eukaryota; Metazoa; Chordata; Actinopteri; Perciformes; Gasterosteidae. The record is from RefSeq and is a predicted model, not a curated record. Gene Ontology annotation, cellular component: nucleus; cytoplasm. Gene Ontology annotation, biological process: nervous system development; regulation of alternative mRNA splicing, via spliceosome. Gene Ontology annotation, molecular function: mRNA binding.
UCUGUCAGGCUGCGUAAUCAACUGAUGGACACACAGAGGCUCACUUGCUUUCUCUUUCUCUGUUCUGUACACAGUCUAAUCUGGACAGGACAUUUUUUUGUGGACUUUUAUCGUUUUUUUAUUCCAUGACUCAUCUGUGAGGUUAAAAAGAGUCUCAAACCAUCUUUCCCUCACCCUCGUGGAUCUUGCUUUCUCCUGUUCCGAUUUUUUCUUCUCUUUUCCUCAUCGCCUGCUCUCCUGCCUUCAGAGUAACCCUUCCUUUUUUCCCCCGAUCUCCUUUUCAUCCCAUCUUCUACCUUUCCCUCCUUCCUUGUGCGUGGUUUUUGGGCCAUGCUCUCCUCACCCACUGUGAUUCUGCAGCCUUACGGACUCCCCGUCUACCCACAGACCACCACAUGCUACCCCAGCCUAGUUCAGGGGGGCCCCUCCCAGGAGGCCGGCCCCGGCAGCGUGGACCCCGCCCUGUCUCAGGUCUACGCCCCGCCGCCCUCCUACCCUCCUCCCGGUCAAGGGCCACCGACGUCCGCGAGCAGACUGCCACCCCUUGAUUUCACCUCCGCACACCACAGUGCAGAGUACCCCGAGCAUCCGCAGCUCAGAGUGUAUCAGGGGCCCCAGCUGGAGGGGGCGGAGGCUCUGACGUCCAGUAACACGGAGGACGUUUUGGCCCCUUUGACCUCUGACCCCCAGUCUCUGAGCGUGUCGGUGUCAUCGGGGGGCGGAGCGGGAAGUGGAAGUGAUGAGGAGGGGUCAAGUAAGGCCCAACCGAAGCGCCUGCACGUCUCCAACAUCCCGUUCCGCUUCAGAGACCCGGACCUCCGCCAGAUGUUUGGGCAAUUUGGGAAGAUCCUUGAUGUAGAAAUAAUCUUCAAUGAGAGGGGGUCCAAGGGCUUUGGAUUUGUCACCUUCGAGAGUGCAAGUGAGGCCGACCGAGCAAGAGAAAAGCUCAACGGGACGAUCGUGGAGGGGAGAAAGAUUGAGGUCAAUAACGCCACUGCAAGAGUUGUUACCAAAAAGCCUCAGACUCCUCUGGUGAAUGCAGACAUUUCAACUUCUGGAUGGAAGAUCAACCCUGUGAUGGGGGCGAUGUACGCACCUGAACUCUACACAGUCGCCAGCUUCCCGUAUCCCGUGCCAACGCCCACGCUGGCCUACCGGGGCUCCGCGCUGCGUGGCCGCGGCCGAGCCGUCUACAACACCAUCCGCUCCGCUGCGGCCGCACCCACCGCUGUGCCCGGCUUCCCUGGGAUGGUAUAUCAGGAGGGGCUGUACGGAGCAGAGGUCUAUGGAGGCUAUCCGGCAGCUUACAGAAUGGCUCAAUCAGCAUCCGCUGCCACGGCGACCUACAGCGACGGAUACGGACGCAUUUACGCCACAGCUGCGGAUCCCUACCACCACUCAGUUGGACCAACAGCGACAUACGGAGUCGGUACGAUGGCCAGUUUGUACAGAGGAGGAUAUAACCGCUUCACCCCGUACUGAGCCACCCCGGGGGGAGGACGUCUCUUUUUAACUCUGGGAGCGGCUGGUCCACGGACACCUCAGGGCCGAUUGUGAGGUCGUUGGAAAAUGUGGAAAUUGUUUUAGUUUCCUGCCUCCGUCACAACCAAAGAGAGACUGAACAGACUGAUGUAAAUAGUGUAGGACCCAUCGUCCGGUCCGCUGACAAGCACUUGGCGUCUGAGAGAGGAUGCUGGGUGCGUAACGUAUAGACAGACGCUGAAAACCUUUAGAGGAUUUCUUGUUUUCUGAUUUUAAAGAGUACCGAUGUUGGCUGACACGUCGCAGGUUGGAGAUAAAUACUGUGAGAAUGAAUUUUUUGUGAGUCAAUGGCGGAAAGUUAGUUACUAGAAAAAGUUUGUACAAUGUUGAAUGAGUAUUAUUUGAAUAUUUAAAACAUCUGUGUGUGUGUGUGUGUGUGUGUGUGUGUGUGUGUGUGUGCAUAUGAGUGAGGGAACACAUAAAUAUUGUUCAGUUUGCGGCUCAACCAGGAGACACUGGUAUCAGCAUCACAAACAGCAGAACCAUAUUUGUCUGGAUGUAGUUUGGAAUUUCAUUUUGUUUGUUUGCAUCUCUAACAAUCUACCUCUCAAACAUAUUUCCCUUUUAAUACAGCGAUCUUUAUUAAUCCCCUGUUGAUUUCCCUGCUUGUGUUCUCUGAUUCUGCAGAUAGUUCUCUUCUCUCUUUCUGUCCAUUAAUGCUAAUUCAAGGUAGCAGAAGUAUUUUAAUCAGUACGUCACAAAGUGCUCACUGCUCAAGUGUCCUUCUCUGUUCUGUCGAAACUCCUGGUUCCUUAUUUCACGGCCUUUUGAGAUUCUUCUCUGUCCUUCCUCACUGAGAGCUGUUGAAUAACUUCUUGACUUGUAUUGAUCAUUUCUUCUUCUCUUUGUUUCUGUUGCAGUCUUUUCUGCUGUGUUUGAUUGUUACCUCUUAAUAAAACUAUUUUCUCUCUUUUC